This is a messenger RNA of Lactuca saligna, 1342 nucleotides long. The record is from the annotation of a GenBank genome assembly. Lineage: Eukaryota; Viridiplantae; Streptophyta; Magnoliopsida; Asterales; Asteraceae.
CUUUUGAGCUCCAAAAACUUCCCGGCAACUCUCCCUAGUUCCCAUUUGACUCUCACCCCGUCCUAAAACCCUAACAAUGUCUACAGAAACCCUAAAGCAAUUCCACAGGCUUCCACAGUCAACCUACAUAGACGCUCUCCGGUUUCUCCCUCCUUUAUCCGCAUUCGACCGCUACGUCGUUAUAGCGUCAUUCAAUUCCGAUACCGACGAAACCUCCAUUGGGAUCCAUGCCUUAAACCCUACAGAUGCACCGACUCUAACCUUACAAUCCUCAUUCCCAACAUCGUCCAGGAUAUCCUCUCUAAAAGUUGCACAAAAGUCGCUCCAAAACCCCUUAAUUGCUGCUUCCACCUUCGCUGGCUCCCUCCAUAUUCUUUUCCCAAACCCUAUCGACGCAUCAUUUGAAUCUGAGGUCUCUAUAGCCGAAAAAACCUUGCAUCUGGGACCAAUUUCGUGCCUGGAUUUGCAGGAAAAUGGUUCCGCGUGCGUGAGUGUUGGAGAAGAUGGGAGAGUGAACUUGAUUAGCGUCGGUGAUUCGGGUUUGGACUAUCGUCGAGUUUUUGAUAGCAAGGGGUUGGUUUCUUAUACUGCAGCGCGAUGGGCGUCUCCCACGGAGUUUGCUACCGGCGGCUUGGGAAAUUCUCUUCAGUGGUGGGAUCAGAGGAGACCUGGAGGGCCAGUUUCACAGUUCAAGGGCAACUGGGCUGAAGGAGCUUCUUCUGGCGUUGUACAUUCUAUCGAUAUUCAUCCAUCACGAAAGCACACGUGUCUGGCAGGAGGCUCUUACGGAAGUGUAUUUGCAUGGGAUCUUCGAAGGCAACAGCAGCCAAUAAUUCUUUCAGGAAUUGGUACUAAUGACACAGCAUCUAAUAUAUGUAUAUCUUCAAGUGAUGUAUGGGAGGUUCAAUAUGACACUUUUAUGAGCUCUUCAAAUCGUGCUAAUGCUAAUAUUUCAUCUGAUCGAGUCUUACCUGUUAUGAUGUGCUCAGAAGAUGGGAUUCUUGCUGUUGUUAAACAAGGUGAAGAGCCUACUGAAAUACUGGCUGAAAACUGUGCUAUUAAUAGCUUUGACAUUGAUCCACAGAACCCUUCGGAUGUGAUAUGCAGUUUGGAAUGGGAGUCGGUUGCCAUCUUGACUAGGGCAUAGGUGUCAACGAUGAAUAUCAAAUAUUUUUAUAAAUUAAAGUUUAUGAAUCUGUUCUAUAGUUAUAUGCUUUGAUGAAACUGGAAUUGGAUUCCAAUUCCAGCCAUUGUUUUGUUUGUUGUCAAUUAUUAGACCCUUUUAUUCUAACAAACACUUCUUUCCAUAACUGAAGAACAUAGCCAAAAACACAAAACCAUC